Theileria parva strain Muguga is the source of this 1038-nucleotide messenger RNA. Its product is annotated as WW domain binding protein 11 family protein. The coding region runs from base 105 to 1001 and encodes 298 amino acids. The record is from RefSeq and is a predicted model, not a curated record. The transcript has 7 exons. Lineage: Eukaryota; Apicomplexa; Aconoidasida; Piroplasmida; Theileriidae. Gene Ontology annotation, biological process: RNA processing.
UCUUUAUAUUAAUUUUAAUUCCAUCAAUCAAGUUAAUUUUAACAUUAAUUUAGUUUAUUAUAUUUCUAAAUAAUGUCGUAAAAUGUAAAUAAUGUAGUAUAAAAAUGCCAACACCCUUGGAAGUGUAUAACAAGAGAAUAAAGAAGAAGGAAAAGGAAAAGAGGAAAAAACUCCGGUAUGAGGUUCGAGCGUCAAAAAAGCUUCUGGAAGACCCUGAAAAUUUAAAAAAGGAACUCGAUGAACUCACACAUAAAGCAAUAAUCGGAAGGAUUGACCAGGAAUCGCUGGAGAGAAAGGAAAAAAUAGAAAAACUUUGGGAACAAUACACUAAAACUAAACACCAAAAGGAUUUGGAAGAGAAUUACCAAUCUCAGUCUUCAGAUGAUAUUCAUUCCUCAAGUGAUUCUGAGGAGUCUAGUGAUGAUGAAAAACCGAAAUGUGUAAUAGAAAUAGAGGGGGAAGUGAAGAAGAAACCUGUGGAAAGGAGAGGAUUUCACGAUCCUGAAGUUCCAAACGAUGAUUUCGCUAAGGAGCUUUUCAACAAUAUUCCCAAAUUACAGACUAAAGUUGAGGGUAAAACCAUAGCUAAGGGUAACAUGGCUAAGCGUAUUAAGUAUGACAAUAAGAAUAAUCCUGUUAAUAUGGGUGGGAAGAUGAAUUAUACUCCUAGACCACCUGAUAAUACAAUAGCCGCCAAUAUUCCAUACACACUAAAUCCACCGCCAAUGACUCCAUCGCCUUUGUUGCCAGGGGUUUUACCUCCAGUACCACCUCCACCUCAAUUUCCAAUGGUGAAUCUCGGUACAAUGCCACCUCAAAUGAACAUGUUUCCUCCCCCAGUGCAACCACCACCAAUGAUGUUCCCAAACCCCUGUGUUGGACCUCCAUCUGUUACACACAAGACGGAAGAACCUGCGGAAACCAAAGAGAAAAUACCCUUAUCCAAAUAUUUUGUACCAUCACAUCUUAGGUUAAAACGUAAGAAUCCUGAGAAGAAUUGACUGAAUUUCAAUUAAGUGUUAAUAUAUUCAUAUUUUA